AUGGCACAAAAGAACACAAAAUUCAGCACAACGUCUUCGAAAAAAACAAAUACAGUUUCAAAAUCAACUACUACUAAGCCUUCACCCAAACCUGCUAACAUCCAAAUACAAUCUACAACGAAUAAUAUUUUAUUAGAACAAUCACAGUUUCAAGUUAGUGAGAAGUUUAUUAUAUUUUGGUUAGAACCGAAUUUAAACAACUUAAAUGAAAAACUAAUUUCUCAAAUUCGAUCUAUUGUGAAUACGAUCAAAUUCUUUACUGAUAUCGAUCAAUGCGUCAAGACUCUUAUUGAGAUUAAAGAUGUAAAAGUUUUUUUAAUUGUUUCAAAUUCUCUUGCUCAACAAAUCGUUCCUGUCGCUCAACAAUUCAUUCAAGUUGAUUCAAUCUAUAUAUUUAGUAAUCAUAAAUCGAUAAAUGAACAAUGGAGCGAAGCAUAUAUAAAGAUCAAAGGAAUUUUUAAUCAGAUUGAAGCACUUUGCAAUGUACUUAAAGAAAGAGUUCAUCAAUUAAAUAAUGAUUUUAUACCAAUUAGUAUUGUUCCCGAGUCAUCAAUAGAUAAUCUGAAUAGUGUCGAUCCAUUAUUUAUGUAUUUUCAGUUAUUUAAAGAAAAUAUUUUAACUAUUGAAUAUGAUAAUGAAAUGGAACGGCAACAACUAGUGGAUUAUUGUCGUCCACGUUAUCAAGAGACUGAAAAUGGCACAAAAAUAUUUGAUCAAUUUAAAGUAGAAUAUCGUCAAAAGUCGCCAAUUUGGUGGUACACUGUAGAGUGUUUUCUAUACAGGAUGCUCAACAACGCUUUAAGAACAGUUGACAUUGAACUUCUUAUUAAAAUGGGUUUUUUCAUUCAGGAUCUUCAUGGACAAAUCAAACAACUUCAUUCCGAAUUAGAUAGUAAUAAAAUUCCACCUAUCGUUUUUCGAGGGCAAGGCAUGCUCAAUGACGAAUUUGCAAAACUGAAGAAAGUUAAAGAAGGUGGUCUUUUGUCUUUUAACUAUUUUCUCUCAACGAGCACCAACAGAAUGGUCGCCAUAGAUUUCGCUGGUUCCAAUAAAAAUAAACCCCAUCUAACAUGCAUUUUGUUUCAAAUAGAAAUGAACUCUUCCAUUUCAUCGAUUCCCUUCGCUCCAAUAAGUCAUUUAAGUGCUAUUCAAUCAGAAUAUGAAAUCCUUUUCUCAAUGUCUACGGUAUUUCGAAUUGGUGAGAUAAAGAAAUUAGAAAGCUGGCUGUGGGAAGUGAAUUUAACCUUAACAGAUGACAAUGAUCCACUAUUAACUCGUCUUACGGAUCAUAUGCGUCUUUCACUAGGAGACGGAAAUGGAUGGCGUCGACUUGGUCAAUUAAUGAUCAAGAUGGGAGAAUUUAAAAAAGCUGAAGAAAUCUAUAAUACACUACUCAAAAGAAUAUCUUGUGAUGACAAGACAGAAUGUGCUUUCCUUCACAAUCAACUUGGAUAUGUUUGCAAACAACAAGGUGAUUUAGCUGAAGCACUUUCUAAUUACACACACUCUCUUGAAAUUAGCCAAAGUUCUAUGUCAUCUAAUGAUCCUCGACUCUCUAGUACAUACUCGAAUAUUGGGGGAAUUCUUAAAAAACAAGGUGAACUUGAUAGAGCAUUGAAAUAUUAUGAACAUGCUCUUAAGAUUGAUCUUGCAAUGCCAGAACCCAAUCCACUGGAAAUUGCUAUUGAUUACAAUAAUAUUGGUUCAGUAUUUGAUGAUCAAAAAAAGUAUCCUGAAGCACUCAAAAAUUAUAAAGAAGCACUAGAAAUCAAACGUGAUUAUCUUCCACCUCAUCAUCCAUCUCUUGCUACUACCUAUAGUAACAUUGGUUUAGUAUAUAGAAACAUGGAUGAUAGUUCUACUGCACUUUUAUAUUACCAACAGGCACUUGAAAUCCAAAAAAAAUCUCUUCUAUCCAAUCAUCCAUCAUUAAUUGUGACUCAUGGAAACAUGGCAGGAGCAUUGGAAAGUCUUAAGCGAUACAAUGAGGCUAUUGAACAUGCUCAAAGAGCUGUUGAUAUUGCUAAACAUGCAUUUGGUCCCAAUCAUGCUGAAUGGCAAAAAAGAGAGAAAUAUCUCGAAGAACUUCAAAGAAAAUGCUGA
Rotaria sordida is the source of this 2103-nucleotide messenger RNA. The record is from the annotation of a GenBank genome assembly. NCBI's taxonomy places the organism in Eukaryota, Metazoa, Rotifera, Eurotatoria, Philodinida, Philodinidae.